This is a messenger RNA of Saccostrea cuccullata (small rock oyster), 1282 nucleotides long. RefSeq lists its product as uncharacterized. Lineage: Eukaryota; Metazoa; Mollusca; Bivalvia; Ostreida; Ostreidae. Bases 121 to 819 code for a protein of 232 amino acids. The transcript has 6 exons. The record is from RefSeq and is a predicted model, not a curated record.
UAGGACUCACGGCGGCAGUGACGGAUAAUGGCGAGGGAGGGGGAUGGGGUUACUUCUCCUCAGCACCUUAUCCCACCUAAAGGGUUACGUCUACUUGGAAAAACAUAGAAGAUUAAUCAGAUGUUGAACAGAAGUUUAAGUCAGUGUCCAUAUGAACACUGGGAGAAAUCGGCAAUGUCGGCUUGUAGUCCUUCGGAGAAUUUCCAUUGUUUACAGGACGAAUUUGGUCGAAUUGGAUGGUUGUGUACUGAACCAAUAUGGGUUGAAAGAGGUAGAUGUCCUGUCUACAAUUCUGGAGCCAAAAAGCUGGAUACUAUUUCCUGCAAUACAACAAACUGCCCAUUAGAGAAUUACAGAUCCAAUUAUCUCUAUAUAAAAAAUGGUUGUCGCUUCAACAUAGAGGAAACCGAAAAAACGAGAAUAAUAAACAGCACAGUUAGCACUGAUACUAGCGACAGCCAAACAGUGCAAUUUGAGUACUUUGCAAUAAUUCCUGUUGCACUUAUUCUUUUUCUCACUGCAAUAUUGCUGAUUUUAUACAUAAGAAGGCGGCGUACAUGCUGUUCUAAAAAAAUACCAACAUUGGAUCACAAUGAGGGACAAAAUAUUGAUGUUUCCGUUGAAAAAGACACUUUGAUUGCAGAUAAUUUUUCUCGAAAAAUACAAACAUCAGAACAUGAUAGAGUGAAGAAAAAUAAUGAAAUCCUUUCAGAGACCUUUUCAAUCUUAGGUAACACUUCUCGACAAUUGCAAACAUCAGAACAUGAUGGAGGGGAAGAUAUCAAUGUCCAUUAUGAAAGACACUAUAAUCAAAGGUAACUUUUGGAAAAAUACCAAUAUCAGAACAAAAUGGAGGGACAGAUAUAUUUCCCUUAAAAAGGACACUUCUGACAAAGGUUACAUUUCUCGAAAAAUGCCAACAUCAGAGCAAGACGAAGGGGAGGAUACCAUUGUUUCCCUUUUAGAGAGCACAUUAAUCAAAGAUAACUUUUUCUCGAAAAUUGCAAACAUCAGAACAUAAUGAAGGGGAAGAUACUAAUGUUUACCUUCUAAAGGACAUUUCAAAUGAUACAUAUUCUUAAGCAAAAGAUUGUCUUACUUCGAAAAGUUUUCUUGUUCAGAGAGGAGUACAAGGAUCUGGCAAAACAUAUUUAGAAAAUGAAUUAGCUGACAUUAUAAAGCAAAUAUCGGAUUCCCAUUGCCAAGUUUAACUGGAUCCAAGAUGUAAUGGAAAAUAAAAUACCUAGUUUAUCAAGCAAAACAUUGUUAGUUUUAGGCAAUA